AUGCUACGGUCCCGACUGUUCUAUAUUUGCUCCAUUAUCUUCGCAUUCUAUUUUGCCCAUGUGCAACCGACGACUGAACAGAUCACGGCACCAUGGGAAGUCGAUGCUUUGAGAGCUAUCAGAGGCAGCUUGAGUGAUCCACUGGGAUGUCUCGAUAACUGGAACCGUGGAGAUCCAUGCGUCGGAAAUUGGUCCCGUGUUAUCUGUUACAACGUAACAGCAAGCGAUGGAUACUUUCAUGUGCGGCAACUGGAGCUUCUACGGUUAAAUUUAUCUAGGACUUUGGCCCCUGAGCUUGGCCAGCUGUCUCGCAUGAAAAUAAUGGAUUUUAUGUGGAACUCAAUUGGUGGGAGCAUUCCUAAGGAGGUUGGCAACAUUACUUCUCUGGAACUAUUGCUCUUAAAUGGGAACCAGUUGACUGGUCCUUUACCAGAGGAAAUUGGCUUCCUUCCUAAUUUGAAUAGGAUUCAGAUUGAUCAGAACCAUAUAUCAGGAUCCAUACCUAAAUCAUUCGCUAACCUGAACAAAACCGAGCACUUUCACAUGAACAAUAAUUCGUUGAGUGGUCAAAUUCCACCUGAACUGUCCAGAUUACCUUCACUUGUUCAUCUAUUGUUGGAUAACAACAACUUAUCGGGCUAUCUUCCUCCAGAAUUAUCACAGCUACCAAAACUGCUCAUUGUCCAGCUAGACAAUAACAACUUCUCAGGAAGUUCAAUUCCUUCAUCUUAUGGCAAUAUCACAACACUUCUGAAAUUGAGUUUGAGAAACUGCAGCUUGGAAGGCCCCGCUCUUGAUGCCAGUGGAAUACCGCAACUUGGCUACUUGGAUAUUAGUUGGAAUCAGUUGACGGGUCGUAUACCAUCUGGCAAACUAGUGAGCAACAUAGCUACAAUAGAUCUUUCCCACAAUCGUCUUAACGGUUCUAUUCCUGGAAGUUUCUCCGGCCUUCCUAAUCUCCAAAGAUUGUCAAUGGAUAAUAAUAACUUGGAUGGUUCUGUUCCAUCUGAUGUCUGGCAAAAUAUUGAUUUCAGUGGAAAUAGAAGCCUGAUAUUGGAUUUCCAUAACAACGCUCUCACGAAUCUAUCGAAUCCUCUUACACCCCCUGCGAAUGUUACCAUCCUGUUAUCUGGAAACCCCAUAUGCACAUCGCAAAAUCAACUGAAUAUAUCUCAGUAUUGUCAAUCAAUUUCAGUUGUUGUUCCUGGAGGUUCCACAAAUAACAAUACACUUUGUCCACCAUGCUCAACCGACCUUCCUUACGAAAACAUACUAAGGUCACCAAUCUCAUGCUUAUGUGCUAUUCCACUUUACGUUGAUUACCGGCUGAAGAGUCCAGGAUUCUGGGAUUUUGUUCCGUACGAAGCUGAAUUUCAAUACUACUUGUCAUCUGGUCUUUCAUUGUCCUCGUAUCAAUUGGAAGUCUCUACUUUUAUGUGGGAAGAAGGCCCGAGGUUGAAGAUGAACCUGAAGCUUUUCCCAAACAACACUGCGUUGUUUAACUCUGGUGAAGUGCUGAGACUGAGAGACAUGUUCACAGGGUGGCUCAUCACGGACUCGGAUAUAUUUGGGCCCUAUGAGCUUAUCGACUUCAUCACAGGGUGGUACGAAAAUGCGAUAAGAAUUCAGAUGAAAAUUGAGGGCGUAAAAGACCUCACUUUUGAAGAAUUAUCAAAGUGUACAAGCAAUUUUAGUGACUCGGCACUAAUUGGUCAAGGAGGGUACGGAAAAGUAUACAGGGGGGUUCUGGCUGAUGGAACAGGAGCUGCAGUAAAACGUACACAACAGGGAUCUCUUCAGGGUUCAGAGGAGUUCUUCACAGAGAUAGAAUUGUUGUCCAGGCUGCACCACCGAAACCUGGUUUCUUUGGUUGGUUAUUGCGACGAAGAUAAUGAGCAGAUGCUGGUGUAUGAGUAUAUGCCAAAUGGUACUCUACGUGAUCAUCUUUCAGCUAAAGCUAAAGAAGCUCUAAGUUUCCCCAUGAGGUUACGAAUUGCACUGGGAUCAUCACGAGGGAUCCUCUAUUUGCACACGGAAGCUGACCCUCCGAUAUAUCAUCGUGACAUCAAGACUAGCAACAUUUUAUUGGACUCGAAGUUUGUAGCAAAGGUUGCUGAUUUUGGUCUCUCGAGGCUUGCCCCACUGCCAGAAAUGGAGGGGGUUGCCCCUGGUCAUGUGUCCACUGUCGUAAAGGGUACCCCGGGUUAUCUUGAUCCGGAGUAUUUCCUCACGCAUAAUCUGACGGACAAGAGCGACGUGUACAGCCUCGGUGUUGUUUUUCUGGAACUGCUGACAGGGAUGCAGCCCAUUUCUCAUGGGAAAAACCUGGUCAGAGAGGUUGUGACGGCGAACCAGUCAGGGAUGAUACUGCCGGUGGUUGACACGCGGAUGGGACCGUGCCCAUGGGAGUGCGUGGAGAGGUUCGCGGCACUGGGGCUGCGGUGCUGCCGGGACGAGACGGAUGCGAGGCCGUCCAUGACGGAGGUGGUGCGGGAGCUGGAGAUGAUAUGGCAGAUGGCGCUAGAGACAGAUAGCGUGCCGUUGGAGUUGGAGUCGGAGUCGGUGUCCAUGGACCCCAGCCGCACAGGCACGCAGCUGUCGUCGGACGUCGUCCGCCGGGGGGUCGAUGAUGGCCUACCAGUACAUGUCGUCGCCGGACGUCUCCGGCAGCAACCUGCUCAGCGGCGUGGUGCCCAGCACCAACCCUCGCUGAGAAAAUGUGAGAGCCUAAUUAGUUGGUGA
Molecule: messenger RNA, 2742 nt
Organism: Triticum turgidum subsp. durum (durum wheat)
Lineage: Eukaryota; Viridiplantae; Streptophyta; Magnoliopsida; Poales; Poaceae
Source: the annotation of a GenBank genome assembly